Messenger RNA from Cydia strobilella, 3279 nucleotides. RefSeq names its product zinc finger protein 420-like. The transcript is spliced from 14 exons. Gene Ontology annotation, cellular component: nucleus. The coding region runs from base 82 to 2490 and encodes 802 amino acids. Gene Ontology annotation, molecular function: zinc ion binding. The record is from RefSeq and is a predicted model, not a curated record. NCBI's taxonomy places the organism in Eukaryota, Metazoa, Arthropoda, Insecta, Lepidoptera, Tortricidae.
CAAUGCGGAUGCGUCGCGGCUGUUUAUUGAUAAAAUCAUGAUUUUUAAUAAAUAGUGAAGAACUAAAUUAAAGCACAUAAAAUGUACGACUUGAAAGCUUGUACAGUUUGUUUUAGUACAAAUGUUAACCUUUACAACAUGGACUCUGGCACGUUACGCCAGGAAUUCAACUUGAUAUCUGGCCUGAAGACUGACUGCUCUGGUUUGCCCAAAUAUCUGUGUGUGGAGUGUUCAGCAUAUGUGAAACGAUUUGUAAAGUUUCGUAAAAAAUGCCAGCGAGCCCAUUUUACGUUGCGUGAACUCCAGCAAAGGAAUAAAGAGAUCAGCAUACAUAAACUGGAGGCUAUAGAUAGGGAAUGCUUAGACCUAAAACCUACACUAUCGUACAUAGAUAUAAAUAGGACAAAUUACGAAGAAGCAUACUCCCAAUGGACCAGAACUAGCCGACUAGGAAUAUACUACGGUGACAUAAUACCAAUCAUCCACCACAGUACAUACACCACCCAAGUUAUACAUAUGCCGAAAAAACAAGAAACGAUACAGCUAGAUGUUAAAGUGGAGGAAGAGCCGCAACCAAGUAUAGCGCACCAACAUUUAGAACAACCAAUAUCAAUUGUUAAAGAUGAUGAUGAUUACUUUGAUAAUAAUGAUAAUAUUAGUGAUCAACAUUCCGACGAAGAGCCCCUGCCCCCGCCCGCUAAAAAACCUAAAGGAAAGGCUAAGAAUUUAGAACCGGAAAGCUCAAGUCUGGAUGAAGAGUAUGCCAGUAUGGUAGCUAUAACAGACAAGGAGGCGCAGGCAGCAGUGGAUGUGUACAGGCUAUUUAGUCACGGGACGUUCAGGUGCGAGGUGUGCAAUAAGGGAUAUAAUACUCAGCAGAGGCUGACUGCUCAUUUAAGGAUGCAUGAUCAGCAUGUUAGUGGAAAUUUCCUCUGUAACUUGUGUAACUACUAUUACAAGACAGAGUAUCUUUUGAAGACUCACACGACUGAGAAGCACAUGUACAAGUAUGAGUGUAAGAAGUGUAAUGAAGUCAGUUUUGACAGAUUGUCAGCUAAGCAACACUACAUAUGGGCUCAUCUCCAGCGAGGCAGGAAGAAAGACGCCAACUGGUACGAGUCGCGGCCCAAAUGGCUGAGCCCCAAGGGCGGCAAGCGGGUUAAGGGCGUCGUCACUAUCCGACCUGUCAGGAAAAUCAACAAACUACCCCCCGACUUCCCUAUGUACUCUCCCGUGAAACACGAAGAGCAAUACGAGUUGAUAUUGGACCGCAAAACCUCCAGGAACUACUUAGAGGCCGAGUACAAAUGCGAGCUGUGUUAUAGAGGCUUCAGAGCGGUUAAUACGUACAGCAAGCACAUGAGGAAACAUGACCCGGCCUACGCGGGAGCAUACUCCUGCGAUAUGUGUAAGCUACACUUCAAAUCGCCCCGCAAAGUGUACCGGCAUAUGAACAUUACGCACCUCUUCAAAUACUCCUGUCAGAUCUGCAAGUUCGUCUGCUUCAACAAGGGUCAAGCGCAUAUGCACUAUCGUUGGCAUAAAAAUGUCACGUACCAAUGUCCGCAUUGCGAAAAAGAAUUCAAAAAAGCGUCAACUCGCUUGACUCACAUCAGGAUAAAGCACCCGUCCACUAACAUUUGCAACAUGUGUGGUCAUAGCUUCGUGAGUGAAAACGGCCUGUAUUGCCACAAACAACUGGCACAUAGUACUGAGGAGCGGGACGUAAUGAACGCAAGCAUAGCCAACCCACAAGACCCGUUAUUCUGUGCUGAUUGCAACGUACAGUUCCUCAACGAAGCGGCCUUUGCCACACAUCUGGGCAGCUCUAACAAACACGCCACCACUAAUUUGUCGAUAGUGAAGCCGAGCCGCCGCCCGGGCGGCGCGGAGGGCGCCCGGAGGCGCGGGCGGCCGCGCUCGGCCAUACUCAAGUCGGAGGUGCUCAACAAUGGAACCGUUACCUCUACCAGCUGCGAUUUGUGUGGUGAACAUAUGGCCAACGACGUGCAAGCGCGGAAGCAUUACGCGGAGCAACAUCCGGGGGCAGAGUUCCUCAAGCGGUACAUGUGUGAUGUCUGCGGACACACUACCAGGCAAUACGCGAACCUGAUGGUGCACAUGCGUACUCACACGAACGAGAAGCCGUACGAGUGCCCGCACUGCGACCGCCGCUUCAGCAUGCCGAGCAACCGCGACCGCCAUCUAGUGGUCCACACCGGCGAGAAACGCUACCAGUGCCAGCAUUGCAACCGCCGCUUCACGCAAUCCACCGCCGUCAAACUGCACAUACAGACCGUCCACCUCAAGAUCCCAUAUAAACCGUGGGAGAAGAAAAACAGGAAACGGCGCAAGGAGGAACCCAUUCUUGGACCCGUCAGCUCCGUUAAUGUCAAUACCAUGGCUCAGGCCAUGUUGCCCCAGCAUAAGCUGCUGUUAGAAACGCAAGGAGACUAUUUGAACGCUUUUAUUAGCUAUACUGACGAAUAAACACCGUAGGUAUUUUACUCCACUUAAACUUGAUUUUAACCUUUUCCGGGCCACACUAAUCUGAAAGAUUUUUCCAAAGAAUCUAAAUACGUCCCAAUUAGUUGUUUUGGUAAUUCAUUUUGCGAAAGUCCAAUUUAAUUUGAACCUUCAAUCGGAACUCUUGAGGUUGAAAUUCUAUUAACAGAUGUGGUCGAUAAAUCGUACUAUGCCUGGAAAAGGAUUAAAAUACAAACCGCGGGAGAAACUGGAAACAAUGCAAGAAGCAUAAGCUGUCAAAGAAACAGUAACGUGAGCAUAAUACGUUCACAUAACAAACUAAGUCAAAAUAAUGUCAAACUAUGACUCAUUUUAUGAGAAAGGGACUGUCGCAUAUUGUAUGAUUUACAAGCCCAGAUCUGAUGAAUUCUUCGCUAGCGAGCCAUCCACGAACCUAUUUACGGUAAAAUUGCUAACUUCUUGCAGGCUUGCGAAUGAUGUUCGUCAGUUAUGGACGCAUUUUUUGAUAAAAUAAGUAUUUUUGGGUGUGAUAAGCUAUAUUUUCACGGCAAUAUGACGCUUAGCAAAGCUGGCGUAAGUUGCCAGGCGCAAUAUUGCCAUGAAAUUGAAGCAUUGUAUGUCUGAGAUAUACGCUUUUUAAAUUGUAAAUAUUGUAUAUUAAUAAGAGUGUUUGUGUCGUUGAGAGGAAAUCAUGGUAAGUGCUGCCAGCAGCUAUGAACUAAGUCUUGUAUUCAAUUGAUUAUCAUUGCCUUAGUAAUUUUAUUCUAAAUAUACGAUAAUUAUACAGAUAAA